Messenger RNA from Erigeron canadensis, 1689 nucleotides. Its product is annotated as receptor-like cytosolic serine/threonine-protein kinase RBK2. Bases 114 to 1538 code for a protein of 474 amino acids. Gene Ontology annotation, molecular function: ATP binding; protein kinase activity. The record is from RefSeq and is a predicted model, not a curated record. Gene Ontology annotation, biological process: protein phosphorylation. Lineage: Eukaryota; Viridiplantae; Streptophyta; Magnoliopsida; Asterales; Asteraceae. The transcript has 9 exons.
AGAAAGAUGGGAGGAGGGAGAAGGUUAACCAUGGCUACCAUUAUUUUCCCAUGUUUCUGUCCAUCAUCAGAUGAAGGAUUCUGGUUCUUGCAUCUCUCACCUCAACGUAAUACAUGGCUAAGGACGAAACGAAGGAAGGGGUUAUAUUUGCAGUAGAAAAUAACAGAAUUCUUUUCUCCAAUUCUUCGGUUUCUGUUUCUACUGAAGAUAAAGAUGACGAUGCUUUGGACGAGUCGCCACUAAAGAAUGUCGAGGAAAGUAGAAGUAAAUCUGAACCAGCAUCACCCAAGGACUAUGAAACUGCAGGCUCAUCUUCUUCGAGAUCCGGGGUUUCAGAUUUAGAAGCUCAAGAUGAUCCAAAAACUCAUCCAAAACAAUCUCAUGGGUUUUUACGAAAUUUAAAAAAGGCACCAACAGUAAGCUUGCACACAUUUAAUCCUGGCCUGCCUAGCAUACCUUCUUUAAAGAAACUGACAAAGAAGAAGAGUCGGAAACUCAUGCAGAGCAUUUCAGAAUAUCCUUCCCGAUUAGAUGCUGACUUUUAUUGUUUUGAGGCCUCAUGGAAAAAUUACUCACUUGCAGAACUCAAACAUGCCACUGACAACUUCAGUCAUAAAAACUUGAUUGGAGAAGGAGGUUAUUCUGAAGUUUACAAGGGUCAUUUGCAAGAUGGACAAAUUAUAGCAGUAAAACGACUGAUCAGAGGUACACCUGAAGAGAUGACUUCUGAUUUUUUAUCUGAACUUGGAAUCCUGGUCCACGUCAAUCAUCCAAACAUUUCUAAUGUUAUUGGCUAUGGAGUUGAGGGCGGCAUGCACCUUGUUCUUCCUCUAUCUCAUCAUGGGAGCUUAGCUUCUCUUCUUUCGGGUCAGAAGGAGAAACUUAAUUGGACAAUCAGAUAUAACAUUGCAUUGGACACUGCAUCAGGCCUCUCCUAUCUUCAUGAGGGUUGUCAACGGAGAAUUAUUCAUAGAGAUAUCAAGGCAGCUAAUAUUUUGCUUUCAGAGGAUUUUGAACCUCAGAUAUCUGAUUUUGGGCUGGCAAAGUGGCUUCCAGAUCAGUGGAUACACCUCACUGUAUCACAGUUUGAAGGGACAUUUGGUUACCUUGCUCCUGAGGUUUUCACAGAUGGCUUGGUUGAUGAGAAAACUGAUGUGUAUGCUUAUGGAGUCCUUUUGUUAGAAGUCAUCACGGGACGUCCUGCUUUGGAUGAUGCGCAGCAGAGUCUGGUUAUGUGGGCUAAACCUUUGAUCAAUGCGAAAAAUGCUGAAAAACUUCUUGAUCCUCAUCUUGGCGGUGUCUGUGACAUGGAUCAGCUCAAUGACUUGAUAUGGGUUGCUUCUCAAUGCAUCAAUCAUUGUCCAACCGAACGUCCAAAAAUGAGCAAGGUCUACAGGAUUCUAAGCGGUGAUGAAGGUAUUCCUGAUAAUGGUAAAAAGUUCAUAAAGCGUGCCGCCUUCAGAAGAAGGAAGUCUACUGGGGGAAUAGAUGAAGAACAUCAAGACGAUCCACCAAAGAAAACUGAAAUGGAGUUGUAGAGUAUAUGUUGGUUGUUGAGUUCUAGAGAGAUUUCCAAGGGUCAACUUGUAAAAAAAAACUUAUUCUUAAUGUUAGUUUUUAAAAGAACUACUUGCUCUAUUGUACAAAUAUAGCAAUGGACCAUGACCAAUCAAUAUGUGGUUUCAGAUC